AUGUUGUGGCUGUUGCUGGCAGGCGGGUUCUCCAACAGAAACGCACUCUCUUUGUACACAGAUGUUGGGUUUCUUGUCACGUCACUUGACUCUGACAAGAAUCCCAUCAUGUCGUUACAAGUCCAUGACAUCGGACAGAGAGCGCGCAGAAAGUUGGUAGACACCUUGACCUUAAGGCACAGACAAGGUGAUGGUGGUGGUGGUGGUGGUGGUGGUGGUGGUGGUGGUGGUGGUGGUGGUGGUGAUGGUGGAGAUGGUGGUGGUGAUGGUGGUGGGGGUGAUGGUGGAACACCUGCGAAGAGGAGGAAGGCAAAUUGGACGGAGAGGAGAUGGUCGUCAAUGACGUGGGAGAUGAUUUGGCGCAGGUGGUAGAACCAUGCUUAUGUUUUAGAACAAUGGAACAACAACUUACUUUGUCUAACAUGCAGCUGGUUCUACCUCCUUGCGCUGAAGGCCUUGAACAAGAUCUUGUCAGGCACCUCUGGUCCAUGUCGGAAAUGGCCACCCUCAAUCCAGGUUCGCAAGCCUUUCUCAUCCACCUGAACCUCGCCAAGCAGUGCCAUCAUAUUGCUCAUCAAAGGCGUCUCCAUGUGUCCAGAUGAAUAACGGAGCAGAGGGCAGAACAUCGCAAAGACGAACAAUGGAACCGGCGUUUUGCUUCGCUGGCAAACAACGUCUUGCUGCUAUGGGGUGUGUUUACCAUGCCAUGUUUAGAAUUGCUGGACAUCGGCUAUGCCACAGUGCAUUAAUUAUUUUAAUACCUAAUAUGGCACUAUUUUUUUAAGGUACAGCUUGCUUCUGGAGACAUCGUUCCCUGAGCUGGCCAUCGGGGAUGGAGAUGGUUUACGCGGAGUGACGAUACUUCACAUGCGAGGUUGGCUGGACGAUGGCGAUGUCAAAGUGGACAAAGCGCUGUCUACUUUGCUCUGGCAAAACAUCAAACGUAAGAUUGGCAGGCGUGAACAACUGCCCAGCACACAACAUAGAUCCAGAAUUGUCGGUUAUGACAUGCAGGGGGUAAAAAAGCACGCCUACUAUAAUAUAGUACUUAAUUGCAGUGCUUGUGCAUAAUAAGAUAUGUGUGCCGCCGCCCUUAGCUGGGUAAGGUAAAAAUUACAUGCGCAUGACUUAUCUCAUUCUAGGUCUGUGCCGAGGCUGCCUGCCAUCAACAUUAUGCCGAGCAAGGAAGACAGUGGCUGGAAUCGAGGAUGAGGCGACUGCGGCAAGAUGGUGAUCGUGAUGAGGAACAACAUCUUCUGCUGGACGUAUUUGAUGUCGACCAGUACAGACGUCUGCUGGCAGACAUUCGCGGCAUGCAGGUAGGAGAGACGGGGAACAUUCUGCAGCGUUGGACACUUGCAGAACAGUGUGUCCUGGCUGGCUGGGCGCACACAACACCACUCUAUGUUCUUCCAGAUCGUGUUGCGCAGGCGCUACAAACUUCGCGAGGGGCCUGGAAACAGAUGAAAGGUCUUUCCAAGGUAUGUACUGUAAAACACAGAGGAUUGAUGGUGUUUGUCUAAAAUCCGUUUCCAGCCAGCCGAUAACUUCAUGAAAUAAAGCAUAAAACAAACUCAGCAACUUCAAGAUGAUGGAAGCGUUCUAUUCGGAGUAUGUUUUAUGCUUUAUUUCAUAGUUAUUAUGAUUUUAUUUCAGCUCCUUACUUGUGCAGGAUGCAGCACCGCGAGCAGGUUCACAGAGAGGGGCGAAGAAGAGUUUUCUGAAUGCCACAGUAGUAUCAAUAUAAGGUACGAUUGA
This is a messenger RNA of Paramuricea clavata, 1758 nucleotides long. Lineage: Eukaryota; Metazoa; Cnidaria; Anthozoa; Malacalcyonacea; Plexauridae. The record is from the annotation of a GenBank genome assembly.